ACCUAAAGCAAAACAACCUCGCUACUGCUCCAGUGUUUGCAGUUAGCAACUCUUUUCCCUGCUCGACUGUCUGUUACGGUGUUCCCCAUACAAAGGCCAUUGGGUUUCAUUCACUUCAUCGUCUUCACACCCAAAUCUCAAAUCCACAAUCGUUUCAUUCUGAUGGCUUGUCUCAAAUUUAUUUUACUGAUUUUCACUCUCCAUUCAUUUAUGCCAACACCCAUCUCUUCAAACCCUUCACUAAGCAAAGAAGUCUUGCCUCGAAUCCGACCCGACUUCCUUGAAUUUGCCAAGAAACCAGAGAUCAUGGAUUGGAUGGUUGGUAUUAAAAGAAAAAUACACGAGAAUCCUGAACUCGGUUAUGAAGAGUUCCAGACUAGUAAGCUUAUAAGAGCUGAGCUUGAUCUGAUGGGGAUCCCUUACAAAUACCCAAUUGCUGUUACUGGUAUUGUUGGCUAUAUUGGUACUGGAAAGCCACCUUUUGUCGCGCUUAGAGCAGAUAUGGAUGCUCUUGCCAUGGAGGAACUGGUAGAGUGGGAACACAACAGUAAGGUUCCUGGAAAGAUGCAUGCUUGUGGACAUGAUGCUCAUGUUGCUAUGCUUCUUGGUGCUGCAAAGAUGCUUCAAGAACAUCGAAAUGAUUUGCAGGGAACAGUUGUUCUUAUCUUUCAACCGGCUGAAGAAGGAGGUGGGGGAGCCAAACAAAUGUUGGAUGCUGGAGAUUUAGAUGAUGUUGAUGCCAUCUUUGCACUCCAUGUAUCUAUCAGACACCCAAUUGGUGUUGUGGCAUCCCGUCCUGGCCCGCUUUUAGCUGCAUCCAGUUUCUUUGAGGCUGUAAUAAAUGGAAAGGGGGGACAUGCUGCUCUUCCUCAGCACACAGUAGACCCAAUUUUAGCAGCCUCCAAUGUGAUUGUUAGUUUGCAACAUCUAGUUUCACGCGAAGCUGAUCCCUUGCUUAAAGGAAACACAAACUUGUCGCAGGUUGUUAGCGUUGGAAAAUUCCAAGGCGGUGGAGCCUUUAACGUCAUUCCAGAUUCUGUGACCAUAGGUGGCACUUUUAGGGCAUUUUCGAAAGAAAGCUUUGCUCAACUCAAACAUAGGAUUGAGGAGGUUAUUACAAAGCAAGCAAGUGUGCAGAGAUGCAAUGCAAAAGUGACCUUCGAUGAAAAGUCCACUUACCCUGUGCUCUUCAACAACAAAGAGUUGCAUGAACGUUUCAGACAGGUUGCAGGGGAAAUGUUGGGUAUUCAGAAUGUUGUAGAAGCAGAAGUUGAGAUGGGAGGAGAGGACUUUGCAUUCUUUUCAGAGGCGAUUCCUGAACUUUUUUUCUUUCUCGGAAUGAAUAAUGAAACUCAGGGACCACCUCAACCGAGGAUAGAAAAGCAUUCCCCACACAUAAUAGACCAUUGA
Molecule: messenger RNA, 1410 nt
Organism: Hibiscus syriacus
Lineage: Eukaryota; Viridiplantae; Streptophyta; Magnoliopsida; Malvales; Malvaceae
Product: IAA-amino acid hydrolase ILR1-like 4
Exons: 5
Coding region: 163-1410 (415 amino acids)
Biological process (GO): auxin metabolic process
Cellular component (GO): endoplasmic reticulum
Molecular function (GO): IAA-Ala conjugate hydrolase activity
Source: RefSeq, a predicted model, not a curated record